GCGGACGGGGCGGGACUUCCUGUCUUUUUCCGGAGAGGAAGGACGCUUCCCCAGGUUGCGGGAAGAUUUGAACUGCUGUUGCUUUCCUGUGUUUUGUUUUGUUUUUUGUUUUUUACGGGUUCAUAGUUGGCGCUGCCGCUUCUCUCCCGCUACCCAAACAGGACGGACGUCUCGGCCAAAACACUCUCUCUGUGGCCUUAUUCCCUUGCGACCGUGAUUGUUUUCUCUCAUCAAGAAACAUCACUUGUUGGUAAUUUGUCAAAUUCAAGAAAUAACCCUCGAGAAACAGUCUUGGGCAGGCUUCAAGCAUUUUGGCAAAUUAAAGGGGCCUUUGGCCUCAUUUCCACGACUUUUCAUCUCAGAACUGCCGUGUGAGUCCAAGACGUUGGUUGUUUUGUCUUCACCUUGGAAGGACAUUUUAUCCCUAGUCCUAGUAAUGGCAGCUGAAGUGCAGAUGGUACUUUAUGAAGAUGAUUCAGUGCAAGUGCAAUAUGUUGAUGGUUCCAGACUGCAGCUUUCUCCGUGUGGCUCCGAAUUUUUAUUUGAAAAGCCACCUCCUAUUUCAGCACAUCCUUUAGAACAACCAGAAAGAAUUCGGCAAAGGACACACUUUGUUAUUAGCACUUACCGAGAGCAACUACAGCGAGCCCUAGAUUUUCGAAAUUCUUUUGCUGUUUGCCCUUUUUUAUCUGAAAGCAUCAUACCUUCUGAAAGAAAAAAGCUUAUCUUCGUUGACUUCUCAGAAGUGAGAUGGCCCAGUCCUGACACCGAUGAUGGCAUGAUACUAACACAGAGCGGCAGCGUGAAGAUAGCAUCAUUGGAUGGACACGCAUACCUUUGCCUGCCCAGAUCGCAGCAUGAAUUUACAGUACAUUUUUUGUGUAAAGUAAGCCAGAAGCCAGACUCGUCUAUAGUAUUGUCAGAAAAGAAGAAUCAAGCCAGAAAGGACAAGCUAGUUGAAAAAUCAGGCAAAAUCUGUACCUAUGGAAGUUUACCAAGACAGAGACUGAAGAAUAAAGAGAAUGAACUUUAUUGUCCACUCACGAAAUCCAAGGAAACUUUAGAGAAGGAGAGCUGUACAGACGGAGCUGAAGGGAAGGAGGAGCCACCUCCGCCUGGUACCCGACACACGUGUGUAUACACGUGGGUGAAGCAGCGCUGGCCUGUGGCCUCCUGUCCAGAGGAAUGGAAAUAUCCUUUGUCUUUAGCAUUUCAUUUUCAUAAUAAAAUCAGCAGUAUGUCGAGAAGCGAGGCAGACACCACCCAGAGUAGAACAUUCACUUCUGAGAUUUCAGAGGAAAGAGGAAAAGAGGUUUCUGUUCUUCCCAGGGCCCUGCUACUCAGCUGUCCUGUCCCCCACCUGCACAGGUGGAAUUUUUGUGACUCACUUUCAGAAAGACAGAUGAAUGAAGAAUAUUCCUAUCCCGAGCUGGUGAAAGUGGUUUGGUACAAAGGUGUAACUUACCGACUAAACCAUAAAAAUGUGAACUCAAUAGAGAUUUAUCCUGGAGAUGGAUCUGUUUUCAAGUCAGAGGGAGCUUAUUUUGGGAGGUAUUUUACAUAUUAUUCCAUUCAAGAAGGAUCAGAAGAGAGAGAAGAAAAGACUUAUUCAGUAAAUAACCUUCCUCCUGACAGACCAGGAAGUCUGUUCUCUGUGUGUUCUCUCAUUAAACAGGCAACCAGAAUUCUUCAACAUUGUACCAAGACAAGCCUUUCUUUAAGCCAUAAUUAUCGUAUAUGCUGCUGGAAAAUGUGGAGAAAGAGGGCAGGGGAAUUGAUUGGAUUUGAAGUACCUGGGAUAAAGGAUAACAAUAUACUGCCUUUGCUUUUGAGAGAAUCAUUCAUACCCAGUGUGGGAAGAUUUCUUGCAUACUCUGAUGACAAAGUACAUGCUCUCUUUUUAGAUGGCAUUACUCUGACCCUAAAUUGGAAUUUCAGCUCUUUUAUGGAAAAGAUACAGGUAGAUCAAGGUCUCAACUUAGGUUGGGGUAGGUUAACUUUUCCCGAUGGACAAGAUCAGUUAAUUCAGAUUGAACAUCCUGGACCAUAUAAAAGAUAUGUGACAGCAGUUAUAUCAUGGUGCAGAAGACUGACCCAAACUAGUCAGAGAGAGAUGCCCACACAUCCUUCAUCUUCUCUUGUUGAAGAAAAUUGGUCUGUGGCCUCUGAGCUUGAAAAAAUAAAGAAGUUUAACUUGCUACUGGAGAACAGUGGUAUCCUAAACCAGAUUUCUAACAAAAAAAACAAACAGUCUUCUGAUCAUAAUGAAUCAAAAUCUCCAGAAACCUUGCUGGAAGAAGUUAAUGAAAAGAGAGUAUCAGUGGCAUUGAAAAAAACCUCUGAAAUCCUUCAGGAUAUUGACUGUCUUCUAUCAAGUUCUAAAAGAUGAAAAACAAUUAUUAUAUACCUUAAAGAUGUUGUUUCAGGUGACUAGUAUAAAAUUGUUAGUAAGCCAA
Messenger RNA from Lontra canadensis (Northern American river otter), 2456 nucleotides. It is a transcript of the gene CUNH5orf34, whose product is annotated as chromosome unknown C5orf34 homolog. Lineage: Eukaryota; Metazoa; Chordata; Mammalia; Carnivora; Mustelidae. The record is from RefSeq and is a predicted model, not a curated record. The transcript has 14 exons. The coding region runs from base 437 to 2389 and encodes 650 amino acids.